This is a messenger RNA of Engraulis encrasicolus (European anchovy), 3372 nucleotides long. RefSeq names its product tubulin polyglutamylase ttll6-like. Gene Ontology annotation, cellular component: cilium. Lineage: Eukaryota; Metazoa; Chordata; Actinopteri; Clupeiformes; Engraulidae. Bases 136 to 3276 code for a protein of 1046 amino acids. Gene Ontology annotation, molecular function: tubulin-glutamic acid ligase activity; tubulin binding. The transcript has 14 exons. The record is from RefSeq and is a predicted model, not a curated record. Gene Ontology annotation, biological process: protein polyglutamylation; microtubule cytoskeleton organization.
GGUGCGUCGCCUAAUUGAAAUGGGAGACGUUGUAACAAAGGGUUAAAUGAGGGAUGGACGCACCAUAAUGUAAACAGUGGAAUCGUCCACGAGGAGAAUAUCAUUUAGUAGCUUUAAACAAGAUGGCAGUCGGAGAUGUUUCAUAAAAUUUCCAAGACAGAUUUCGCCAUAAAUCAUGUAUGUGGCACAGACAGAAACUGUCAUCGAGAGAUCGGUGAUUGCAAUCCUGAAAGGAUAUUGGCAGAAAAUAAGAAGAGGAAGAAGUUGAGGGGUCAUGGAAUCAACCUGCUUAACUGCAAAUAUGAAUGUGUCAGGAAGGCGGCUCUGGCUGUGGGUCUGCGAGAGGUGGAUGAGACGGAGGAGUGGAUGGUGUUCUGGACCGACUGCUCUGUCUCCAUGGACCGCAUCAUGGACAUGAAGAGAUACCAGCGCAUCAACCACUUCCCCGGCAUGAUUGAGAUCUGCAGGAAGGAUCUGCUGGCCAGGAAUAUGAACCGCAUGAGGCGAUACUUCCCCAAAGACUACAACAUCUUCCCCAAGACCUGGUGCCUUCCCACAGAGUAUAUUGAGUUCCAGGGCUACUGCCGCUCGUUGAAGCAGAAGACGAUCAUCUGUAAGCCGGAGAGCGGUUGCCAGGGAAAAGGAAUCUUCAUCACGAGACACCCGCAGAACAUCAGCCCAGACGAGCACAUCAUAUGCCAGGCCUACAUCAGCAAGCCCUUCAUCAUAGAGGACUACAAGUUUGACCUGCGCCUCUACGUGCUGGUUACGUCGUGUGACCCUCUCCGGGUCUUCCUGUUUAAAGAGGGACUUGUGCGCUUUGCAACCUCCAAGUACAGGAGCCCCAACAACAGCAAUGUAAGUGACGUGUGCAUGCAUCUCACCAACUACGCUGUCAAUAAAAACAGUGAAAACUACGAUCACGAUGUCCAAAAAGGCAGCAAGAGGAAGCUGUCGUGGCUGAGGGUGUGGCUAGAGCGUCACUCGUAUGACGCGGGCGCGACAUGGCGUAGCAUUGAGGACGUGAUCGUGAAGACCUUGCUGGUGGCGGCACCGGUGUUGCGGCAGAACUACCGCACAGCGUUCCCGGGCCACGUCGGGCCCAGCUCCUGCUUCGAGCUGCUUGGAUUCGACAUCCUGCUCGACUUCAAGCUCAAGCCCUGGCUGCUCGAGGUGAACCACUCUCCAAGCUUCCACACGGAGUCUGCGCUGGAUGAGGAGGUGAAGGAGGCGCUGCUCAAGGACACGCUGACCUUGCUGAACCUGACCUCCAGCGACCGCCGACGCAUCGUGGAGGAGGACAAACGCCUGUCCCAGGAGAGACUCCUGCAGAAGAAACACAGCUCCUCACAGAGGGAGUUGUUGCAGAGCAGCCAGGCGUCGCGGCUCGCGGAGGUGGAGGAGCACGAGGAGCGACACUCGGGAGGGUUCUACCGGAUCUAUCCCCGUGACAACGAGCAUCUCUACAGCCGCUUCCUGCAGCAGGCCAAGAAGUACUGCCAGGAGACACUGGCCUCUAGGGCACGGGAGGAGUACAACAGGCAGGUGGUGCAGAGUCAGCAGGACAAGGAGCCGGCGGCUCAGGGCCGCUCGCUGGGGAGGGGGAGGGGCCAUCAGGGGGAGUCGUCUGGGGAGCAGCGAGACCGGUGCGAUGAGCGGAGAGACCAGCGGCAGCUGAGGAGACAGCCUUCCACGUCCUCCUCUUUCAGCACGCGAGACUGGAGCUAUCCAGCAGGCAGAACAGCGCCCUCCAGCGGCCGCAGCUGGGUGUGGAACUCGUUUGAGGCUCGUCACAUUGUGGAGGAGGAGGAGGUGGUGCGACAGCGUCUGCUUAGCCAGAGGGAGGCGCUAGUGAGGCGUUUGGGGGUGGAGCACGCAGUGCACGCCCUCCUGGGACCCACAAUGCACCUCUACGUGCCAAACUCAAUAAGUGCCCCCCGGUGGCCCCCGCUGGCCACCUCGGGCCCCUCGGGCCCCUCCGGCACAUACGACGCCCCGGCCCCCCACGCACCCCAAAAUGGCUCCCACCCCCCCGGACACGCCGAUGCCCUUGAUCCCCGACCCCCUUUCCCCAUCCCUCACGGGCCCCACACCCCCAGCUGCCUUCAUGUGUCAUGCUAUCGCUUUCAUGUUUCCGUUCCCCGCAGCGCCGCGGUCCCCCAUGCAUCCCUCUACAGCAGGGCCCAGUGCGCCCUCCUGCCUGCCCCAGGUGCCCGCAGUGCCCACCCCGCUGCCUCUGUUGCCCAGAGUGCUGCUUCUGUUGCCCCUGCUCCUCCUGCCUCCAGUGCUCCAGCUGCCCCCAAAUGCUCAAUCACAUACCCAGCUGGCAUUACUGCCCGCCCAUCUCACCCGGGCACACACGCGGGCACACACACCAUUCAGCCCUCCACACACACCGAAACACACACCACUCACUCCAACACACUUUCAGCUACACACACCACUCACCGCACCUCACACGCGGACAACACACACACCUGUCGUCACACCACACACACCUGUCUACCCUCUCACACCACACACACCUGUCUACCCUCUCACAGCACUCUCCACUCUGCACAUACUGACAUACACACCGCUCAAUCCUCCGCACACACGGCCAUUGACUAUCGUCUCCGUGGUGACACGUCCACACACAGAGGAACGCACUGCUGUCACCCCGCACACACACACACGCCUCUGCCCUCACACACACGCAGCGCUGGAACCACACACACACAGAUGCCUCUGCCCUCACACACACACCUCCCUUCAGCACGCACUUCCACACACACCCCCAGCCCCUCGACACUGGAGCGCUACUCCACAGCCACACAGGGCGCCAGACCUGUCACACACACUCCGCGCUCCAAAGCCACACACGGCGUGAGACCAGUCGCAUGUGCGGACACACACACCAGCCUGCCUCAGCUGGGACCAGCCAAGAAGGGGGGCGUGGCUAGUUCUGACCAAGGCAGGGCAGCAGCCAAUGGCUGCCUGACAGUGAGCCGUGUGCCAGGGGGCAUGUCAGGGGGCGUGAUUGGGGGCGUGUCUUCCUCCUCCAGCCAGGUGUCAGUCAGCCUGAUCGAACUCAAGCUGCCCGAACGCCAGCAGCCAGCACUGCCCAUCAUCUCAGGCCUGUCUGUGUGGAAGCAGCUGUGCCGUAACAGCCUCAGGCCACUGGUGGGGCGGGACUCAGCUCAGGCUCGACCAAUCAAACGCACCACUGGAGAGCCACCAGCCACCCGGAAGGAACACGCCCAGGGCUCAGAACACAAACCCAGCAGGUCUGAAUGAUUCAAAUGAAACUAUGAAUGCCAAAUUCCACAUAUUUUCAAGUCACAGUCUUCUCUUCAGUCCGCUAUUGCAAUAAAUACAUAUUUUUGUGGUUUA